Vigna unguiculata (cowpea) is the source of this 1698-nucleotide messenger RNA. RefSeq names its product choline/ethanolaminephosphotransferase 1-like. The record is from RefSeq and is a predicted model, not a curated record. Gene Ontology annotation, cellular component: membrane. Gene Ontology annotation, molecular function: phosphotransferase activity, for other substituted phosphate groups. Lineage: Eukaryota; Viridiplantae; Streptophyta; Magnoliopsida; Fabales; Fabaceae. Gene Ontology annotation, biological process: phospholipid biosynthetic process.
CUUCUUCCUACACAGUGGGACACUUUUUUUUCUCCUAAAAGCUGAGCACAACAACUGAGACACAAUCGAGCAGCGAGGAGCGGCGGCGUGGCGAGCGACGACCGAACGACGGAGCAAGUAGACGGUGAUCGCACGGUGAAAUCCUACAUUAGUUUAGCAGGUUGUGCUAAGGCUUAGUAUAUCCUUGAAGCUUAUUUUGGACUUGGAUAUCGGAGAGAAAAUGGGUUAUAUUGGGUCUCACGGUGUUGCAGCUCUGCACAAAUAUAAAUAUAGUGGAGUAGAUCAUUCCUAUGUGGCCAAAUAUGUACUGCAACCCUUUUGGACUCGCUUUGUUAAUUUUUUCCCCCUAUGGAUGCCCCCAAACAUGAUAACUCUUAUGGGAUUUAUGUUCUUAUUAGUGUCUGCAUUGCUUGGUUAUAUAUACUCUCCACAUUUGGACUCAGCUCCUCCAAGAUGGGUUCAUUUUGCCCAUGGACUACUUCUGUUUUUAUACCAGACAUUUGAUGCUGUUGAUGGGAAGCAAGCUAGACGAACAAAUUCCUCAAGCCCAUUGGGGGAGCUCUUUGAUCAUGGAUGUGAUGCACUUGCUUGUACGUUUGAAUCAUUGGCUUUUGGGAGCACAGCCAUGUGUGGAAGAGGUACUUUCUGGUGGUGGUUAAUAUCUGCAAUUACAUUUUAUGGGGCAACUUGGGAGCACUAUUUCACCAAUACACUUAUACUGCCUGUUAUAAAUGGGCCCACAGAGGGUCUGAUGAUAAUAUACAUCAGUCAUUUUUUCACUGCUAUCAUGGGUGCUGAGUGGUGGGCUCAACCAUUUGGAAAGUCUUUGCCAUUUUUAAGUUGGCUUCCUUAUCUUGAGGGAAUCCCAACAUUCAAAGCUGUAUUGUGUUUAAUGAUAGUUUUUGGUGUUACACCGACAGUUACAUGCAAUGUUACUAAUGUUUAUAAGAUUGUGAAGGCAAGGAAUGGAAGCAUGCCACUUGCACUGGCAAUGCUUUACCCAUUUGUUGUACUUGUCGGAGGAGUUCUUAUGUGGGAUUAUUUGUCACCAUCUGACAUCAUGGGGAGAUAUCCACAUUUAGUUGUUAUUGGGACAGGACUUACUUUUGGAUACCUUGUGGGGAGGAUGAUUUUGGCUCAUUUAUGUGACGAACCUAAGGGUCUAAAAACUGGCAUGUGCAUGUCCCUCGUGUAUCUCCCAUUGGCCAUUGCUAAUGUUCUUGCAUCAAGGCUGAAUGACGGGGUUCCUUUAUUAGAUGAGAGACUAGUUCUUCUUGGUUACUGUGCAUUUUCAGUGGCACUUUACUUGCAUUUUGCCACAUCAGUCAUUCAUGAAAUUACCAAUGCCCUGGGAAUAUAUUGUUUCAGGAUAACUAGGAAGGAAGCUUGAAUCUACCCAGAAUUUUCUUUAGUUUGCCUUUACUAACUAGUGAUUUUGGAUUUUAAAUUGUGAAUUUCAAAUCGAUUAAGAGCAGUUUUCUCUGCUUGCAAGUCAAGCCAAAUUCUGGCCAGGCUUUGGUCAGUACUAAUUUUGCUUUAUUAUACAAAUUCAAAGUAACUUGGAGCUUGUAAUUUUAUGCUGAUUCACAGAUAGACUAGGAGAUCUAUUUGUUGAUUGUUUCAAUUCAAUCACUAUAAAUAUUUAUUUUAAUUUUGAAUAUGAGAAAAUCUGAAUGUGGGUUAGACAUGUUUUCAUUA